Messenger RNA from Acanthosepion pharaonis, 627 nucleotides. The record is from the annotation of a GenBank genome assembly. Lineage: Eukaryota; Metazoa; Mollusca; Cephalopoda; Sepiida; Sepiidae.
AUGAGCUCUGUCCUUGACUUCCAGAACUUUACAGAUCAUACAUACUUUUAUUCAUAUCUAUCUAUCUAUCUAUCUAUCUAUCUAUCUAUCUAUCUCAUUCAAUUCAUCUGUCAAUCUCAGUCUGUUCAUAUCUAUCUUUUUCAGUCUGUUCAUAUCUAUCUAUCUAGAUAUCUGUCUCAGUUUGUUCAUAUCUAUCUUUUUAUCUCAUCUGUUCCUAUCUAUCUAUCUAUCUCAGGCUGUUCAUAUCUAUCUAUCUAUGUAUCUAUCUAUGUAAAUUUAUUAGCCUCUCUUUCAAUUACCAAUCAUCAUUCACUUUCAUUCAUCCAACACUCUUUUGCUGCAUUUUCAUUCCCUCUUCCUAUCUCUGCCUUUUUCUUUUUUUCUUUUUUAUCCCAUGCAUCACUUUGUGAUAUUUUUCUUAUUUCGUUAAUUUGCUUUUUCUUUUACUUACUUUCUUCUUGUCCAAUUGUUUUUUUUCUUUGCUUAGCUCUUUUAUUUUCUCAUCUGCAUUUUUUUCUUCAUUACUUAACUUCUUAUUCCACGUGGCAAUUCUUCUUAAAUUUUUUGUUCAUUCUUCUUCCUUGUUCAUUCACAUUGAUUUUCCUUUACUCUCAUUUUACACUCUAA